This is a messenger RNA of Lolium perenne, 1262 nucleotides long. RefSeq lists its product as uncharacterized. Gene Ontology annotation, molecular function: SNAP receptor activity. Gene Ontology annotation, cellular component: endoplasmic reticulum; SNARE complex. Lineage: Eukaryota; Viridiplantae; Streptophyta; Magnoliopsida; Poales; Poaceae. Gene Ontology annotation, biological process: retrograde vesicle-mediated transport, Golgi to endoplasmic reticulum. The record is from RefSeq and is a predicted model, not a curated record.
UUUUGAGUUUCCGAAAAUAAAGACCUUAAUUUUGGGGAUGAAGGGGUAUUAAUUUUCUGAAGAAAAACUGGUUGAAAGCGCUGCACACUCCCCUCCUCCCUUCCUGCCUGUGCGACGACGCUGCAGCAGGGCGAGCAGGUCCUUGCCGGCGGCCAAGAUAUUAGGAUGGACGAAGUCACACAAGCCGUUGAAAACCUGAAGAAGGAAUGGAGCCAGGCAGUUGCGCAGCUUGAGGUGUGCGUCGCUGCAAUUGAAUCGUGUGGGAAGAUGGGAAAAGGGACAGAAGAAGCAAGUUCUCUCCCCAGGCUGAACGGUUCUGCGCAGGAUUCACUGCAGCAGCUAAACGCGCUGCAGUUCAGGCUUGAUCUUCUGGUAGAGCAGCUACCCACUUUUGAAGAAGUGCAGUCUGGUAGGGCAACCUUAGGGUCAUGGAAGGAAGAGUUUCAGAAGUUGCUUUCGAAUCUGAGGAAUGCUAACUUACAAGCAAAAUCAAACAUUAAAAAAGCUGCUCAAGUAGAGAGGGAGCUUCUUCUGGGAGGUGGAGAAGAGUCUACCAUCCGGAGGCGCAAUCUACAGACAAAAGCUGGGAUGACAUCUGCUGCAGAAAGUAUCACUGAAAGCCUUCGUCGGUCUCGGCAGUUGAUGGUUCAGGAAGUGGAAAGAAGUGCAAAUACCUUGUCAACUUUUGAUGAAUCAACAAGUGUUCUCCGGAAGGCUGAAGGCGAAUAUCAAGGGCACCGCUCUUUGCUAAUGCGUACCCGUGGUUUACUCUCCACAAUGCAACGACAAGAUGUUCUUGAUAGGAUCAUCCUGAUGAUUGGGUUCCUCAUUUUCUCCUUGGCGGUUCUUUAUAUUGUCUGGAGACGUAUUGGGCUGUUGGCACUGCAACGGAAGCUGGCUGAUGCCAUCAGAUCAGGCUCAAUAUCAACCGAAGAUGUUGUAGCUAAAGUGCAGCAUGGACGUGCCCCAGCGAAUCCUCUGACCGCUCCUCCGAUUUAUGAUGAACUGUGAUUAACUUCCACGAUAACUUGUACAUCUCGAUAUAGGAGCAAAGUUUACCAUCAGCGUCAAUUCUGCAUGCUAACCUUCGAGAAUUCCUAAUUGGUGCCGGUUGUCUCCACUAACAUUUGUCCAAAGAAGUUAUAUGUUGGUUUACCUGUGUGUUUACUGUAUGUAUAUUGCUUCCAUCUGAAACAUGGAAGUCAAACCUGUACGGCGGAGAUGCAUUUGUUAAUCUCUAGCAUAUAAUCAAGUUGCCGCCA